Strongylocentrotus purpuratus (purple sea urchin) is the source of this 3122-nucleotide messenger RNA. Its product is annotated as adenylate kinase 2, mitochondrial-like. Bases 244 to 993 code for a protein of 249 amino acids. The record is from RefSeq and is a predicted model, not a curated record. Lineage: Eukaryota; Metazoa; Echinodermata; Echinoidea; Camarodonta; Strongylocentrotidae. Gene Ontology annotation, molecular function: AMP kinase activity; ATP binding. Gene Ontology annotation, biological process: ADP biosynthetic process. Gene Ontology annotation, cellular component: mitochondrion; cytoplasm. The transcript has 5 exons.
GUCUGUGUUUUUGUAUAGUACCGAGGCACCUCACUGAUUGAGGCUAUUACGCUGUCUCCACACCGUGGAAGCCUGAAGGAUUCACUCUUCACUCUUGACAUUCAACAGAUUGGGAAAUAUCCAAAACACUCACAAUAGGUCAUCAUAUAUGCUAGAUAAAUAGACAUCCAAGCAGUCGUUUGACAUUAUCGAAAGUAGAGCUUUUAACAAUUUUGACUGGAAGGAUCAUUACUGUGAACCAAGAUGGCUGCCGCAAUCAAGAGUCAGGAUCCAGUUAUGCAUGAGCCAGAGGAAGAGGGAGUACCUCAAGGGAUCUGUGGAGUACUCCUUGGCCCACCAGGAGCUGGAAAAGGAGUCCAGGCACCCAAGCUUGCAGAGAAGUACUGCGUAUGUCACCUGGCAACGGGUGACAUGCUGAGGGCGGUCAUCGCCUCAGGCUCGGACCUCGGUAAGAAGCUGAAGGUGGUGUUGGACAGCGGUAAGCUGGUCAGCGAUGAGCUGGUGGUGGAGAUGAUUGAUAACAAGCUGGGUGCACCCGAGUGCAGGAAUGGCUUCCUUCUAGAUGGCUUCCCAAGGACCGUUGUCCAGGCUGAGAAGCUGGACGAACUUCUCACAAAGAGGAAGACUGCCCUGGACUCAGUAGUCGAGUUCGGCAUUGACGAUUCACUGCUUGUGAAACGAAUCACCGGACGGCUGAUCCACAAGCCCAGUGGGAGGUCUUAUCACACAGAAUUUAGCCCUCCAAAGAAGCCUAUGACUGAUGAUGUAACUGGUGAGCCACUGAUCAAGCGAUCAGACGACAACGAGGUAACGUUGAAAACACGCCUUGAAGCCUACCACAAGCAGACUGCACCUCUCGUUGAUUAUUACUCCAAACGAGGGAUCCAUCAACGUGUCGAUGCUGCUAGAGCACCUGACGCCGUCUUCGCAAGCAUCCAGACAAUUUUUGCUAAAGCGCAGACUGGAAGAAAAGAUAAAGUUGUAUUCAUUUGAUUGUAGAACUACUUAGGAGUAUGAGACUGCAGCUAGUCACCACAAAGCCUGGACAAAGUUAAUAACAUAUCAGUGAAACUGAAAAUUAAAGAAAGUUGUUGUUCAGGGAUUAAUAAUUCUAAAAUUCUCUUUCUGUAUCUGCAAAAUAUUCAUAUGCUGUGGGACUGUUCAGAACCUGAACUUUGAAGAUAGAAAUAUCAAGAAAAGGAAUUUUUUGUUACUUUGUUUCUGCUUUGUGGUGUCUGGUUACAGAUAGCUUUAUUUCUCUUGUAAUUACAAAUCAGAAGGGGCUAUGCCUGCUGGAGGAAAGCUCAAGUGCUAUUUGAUGGGAUUUAUUGGGGGUAGCGUAGAUGACUAUUGUCUUACAUUUCAGACUUGUGUGGAAUUUUGAAUGUAAUGAAUUUGGAGCUCUAUUUUAUUACCUGAAUCAUGUCUGGAGUAGAAACUUCUGCCAAAGACUUCAUAGAAGUCUAUACCUACGAGCGAUAUGAAUGUGGGAUUUACUACAUGUUUACAUUAUGUUUACAAUAUGACACUUGUUAUCUGCAAUAUAUAUGGAAGCAUUGGUAAAAUCAUUGGUUUUACAUUGGUUUUACAUUGCACUACUGAUGUAUUAUUUACUUGCAUCCAAAUGUAUUGUUUUCGACCUUUUGAAGAGGUCAUAACUCUAUUUUAUUUUCAUUCUCUAUUUCUGUAUUCUCCCCCGUUCCCAAUUUCUCUGCAUUAAUCCCAGAUAUAAUGCUAAAUAUGUGUAUGAUCUUCUUAUGUUCAUUGACUGAAUUUGCCUUAUUUUUGUGCUUGAAUAAAGAUUAUUUCAUUACCUGUUCGCCUUUAAGUCUGAAAAUCAUGAUUAACAUUUAUUCAUGAAGUGGUAGAGCUGUACUGUAGAACCAAUAACUUUCACAACAUGGCAUUUUCACUAAUUCCUCACUUUGGCAGCAUAAAUUGAGACCAUUUUUUUAAGGCCUGUCUUCCAAUUUGCCAAUGCCAUGAAACUUUUGUGAAUCUAGACCACAUACAAAAUUUGCCAUAGAUUCUUGUACGUGAAAACUUCUGGUUUUACAGUGCACCAAUACAUACAUACAUAAUCAGCUCCUAUAAUAGGGGUUUAGUGUAAUGAAUGCAACUAUAAAAAAAAUGAUCUUUAAAAAAAAACUUUCUAAAAUUGUAUUCCAUUUCCAUACUGCUGCAAUUCUACUUUGCUCUUAUAUUAUUUUAUCUUCAUCUUCCCACAGAAACACUGUGAUAUGUAACUUGUUUAAGUCUUAGUAAUUUUGUUUCCAUGCUGUAUUGUAUUGGUUUACCAAAGACCUCAACAUCAUUGGACUCUUAAAACCAUCUGAUCCCAAAUUAAACCAUCUGACCCCAAAUUAAACUGUAUGUAUAUCACAUGAUCAUGAAAACAGCAUUUUCUUUCUCAGGAAGCGGUCACAUUUACUAUAGUCAAAUUUGAUGAAAUGUCAAAGCUUUCUCUAUUCUUUGUGCAAACAGUUUUCUUUAUUUGGAGAAAAGAAAGGGCCUUUUCUGCUGAUGACUGUUUUCAUGUUUUCUUUAUAGCAACAAAUCUUUGUUACAAGUCAUUGCGAUAAUUACUGUAGAUGAUAAAUUGGAUGUUAUAGGAUAGUACUAGAUAUUGUUUUCAAAGUAGAUUAUUCAAAAAUUCACUUUUUUUGCUUUUGUGUUCAAAUUACAUGUCUUUCCUUCAGGCUUGUCAUUACCAAAUUUAAACAUACUAACAUUCAUGAUUAGCUUGUUUCUUUUUUUAAAAUUUUUUUAAAUUUUAAAAAAAUCAAUUAAUUUGUCAUAAAAUGGGAAGGAGAUACGAAUAUCUGUUUAUAAUAUCUUCUUUGUGAAUUAUUUAUCUCUCUCAUUCUCUUCUAUGUAAUAACAUUCACUUCCAAUGCAUAUCCUAUUACUGCUCAAAAGAUAUAACACUGUACACAUUAGAAUGAAAUUCACAACACUUUUCUCUCUGCGAUAGUUUAUCUAGCUUGUAUUUACAUGUACAUGUACAUUGUAUUAACAAAUUCAGGAAGACAAAGAAAUAAACAUACAGUGAUCUUUAUUACUGAUUAUACUGGAGAGGGAAAUUGAUAAUUAUGCUCAAUAAAUUGAGAUUUCUAUCAUAA